AUGCGCGCGACUUCUUUGCUCUCGCUGCUCAGACGAGGACGAGGAACGACAGGGGGACGACCGUUAGUACCGUUUUUAAUAAAACGUGCGAAUAACGCUGCCUUCUUCUUUCGUGGUGAUGAUGAUACUACCGAUAAAGUGAACGCGAGGAAGACGAUCGAUUUUCGAUCCAAUUUCUCCUCCUCGAGCGGGAUGCGUUUUGCGGCGAAGAAUGACAACGAGAACGACGACGAGAAUCCUAUGAAUACUCCUAAGAAUACUACCGCCAUCAAAGAAAACGCAGCCGACGAGGAAGCUUUACCGUCGCCUUUACAGCGCGCACCGAUGAAGAAGAACCAGUUAAACGAGCAAACGUCUUCUUCUUCUUCUGUUUUAUCGGAUCAACUCGGGAAUCUGAAACUCCACCCAUCGGUGACUCGAGAAGGGAAAGAAAAAUCCGAGGAAAUAUUCUACGCUUUGAAGAAGAACGCGAAAGGGUCGACGAAAAGGUUCCAAGCGUUUCUGAAAAUUUUAAGAGGCGGGAUAACCGUGGAAGAGGCGUUGAUUCAGUGCAAAUUGUCGCCGAAGAAGAAAGUGGCGAACGAGUUGUACCAGAUUAUUAAUUCGGCAAAGUUUAACGCGAUAGUCGGUCUCGGGAGAGAACCGGAGGACGGGUACGUGGACGCGAAUUGCGUGAUUUCGAAAGCGACGGCGACGAAAGGACAGUAUUUGAAAAGGAUGUACGUGAAAGCGAAAGGGCAGGCUGGGACUAUGCACCGAGCGAGAACACAUAUUCGAGUGGAAGUGAAAGAACAGGAGGCGGGGAAGAGGAUGCGGGUGUUUGACCCAAACGAUGAGGAAAGGGCGAAGGUUGGACAGGAAGGGAAGAACGCGCCGCCGUUUGAACCGCCGUGGAUCACGCGGAGGAAAUUGGGCGAGAAGCGGUACAGGAUGGCAAAAGAAGGCGGGAUCCUUUAG
Bathycoccus prasinos is the source of this 957-nucleotide messenger RNA. RefSeq lists its product with no specific name. NCBI's taxonomy places the organism in Eukaryota, Viridiplantae, Chlorophyta, Mamiellophyceae, Mamiellales, Bathycoccaceae. The transcript has a single exon. Gene Ontology annotation, molecular function: structural constituent of ribosome. Bases 1 to 957 code for a protein of 318 amino acids. Gene Ontology annotation, cellular component: ribosome; mitochondrial large ribosomal subunit. Gene Ontology annotation, biological process: translation; ribosome assembly. The record is from RefSeq and is a predicted model, not a curated record.